CCGUUUGUUUGUAAACAGAAAUUUAAUUUUGCAAAGAACACAGUUUUAUGGUGUUAGUCCAAGUUUAUAGUACAUACAGAAAAUAUUUAGCAUUUAAAUCACAAUGCAUAUGAUUUUUAAUGAUCAAAUACAGGCUAUAAUUCUUAGACAUUACGUUUUGCUUUCACUUUCACUUCCAAGGCGUGUCAGAAUGGAAAACCACAGCUCUGCCACCGAGUUUAUGUUAAAACAGCAAGUUUAAAUUUUAUUAAAAAUUUUAGAACAAUGAAUGAUAACUAAAGAUGUUUAAAAGAAAGAAUCCAACAGAAUCAGAUGAACCAGCAGAAAAGAGAAGUAGACUAUCUGAUGAAGCAGUAACUGAAGAUGAUGGAGAGAUUGACAUUACUGAAGAGAACACCAGUCUACAGGAUACAUCUACUAACCAAUCACCCAGCAGUUCUUCUUUUAAAAGUAUCCUGGGAAAAUUUAUUCCAAAUUUAUCUUGGAGAAAAACUGGAGAUAGUCCAAUUGUGACUGAAAAGGGAGACAACUCCAUUGAAGAUGAAAGUUCAAGUGGUUCAAGAUCUAACAGAAACAGUUUAUCUCCAAGAAAAGCAAGUUCUGCUUUUACAAAUUGUAAAGGUACUGUUGCACUAGAAGGUAAAAUCAAACUGAAGAAUAAAUGGAUAGAUGAUCUUCUAGAUCCUUCAACAGAGGAGUACCAAACCUUGUCACAAAACUUCGUCAAAGAGAUUGAUGAACUGCUGCACAACAGUAAUGUAUCUAAAGUUUAUAUGAAUGUAGUUGUUAUUAAAUACAGCAACAUACAGAACACUACAAGAUCUACAAGAAAAAGUCCAGGGAAUAUAAUGGUUCAUUCAGAGAUGACAUUCCACCAUACAUAUACAAAACUAUUUAAAGAUCUCAGUGAGCUGUGUGAUAAUGUAGAAGAUUUCAUCAUACUGCAGUCCUCACUUGGGGAAACAGCAGACACUUCCUUACAGAUAGAUGAUGGAGCAGAUUCUGUCAAUAUAAACCAGAAAGAAGAGAAAACUAUAGAGGCAGCAGAAGAGGAAGAUAUGUCACAGAAUGGCCAUACAGAAGUUGCAGCAGAUGAAGAAGUAACUGAGGAGAAGUUUGUUGAUGCAGAGCAGAUUGUAUCAAAUAAUGCUGAUGAAAUGAGAACAGAGGACAGUAAUGAUGUAACUGAAGAACAGAUGUUAGAUGUUCAGCAAGAGACAGAAACUAACAGUAAACAAGUCAAAACAUCAAGUGGAGUAGAAAAUAAAGUUGAUGGAAGAGAAAUUUCUAUAACAGAAAGUAUGGAUGCCAGUGGUGCUUCUGCAGAAGGAGAGGAGAUUAUUAUUGGCAAGGCAAAGAUACCAGAUGUUGUCAGUGAGGAGACAGACUCCAAAGUUAGUAAAGCUGAAGCAAUGGAGAAGACACCUGUAGUUAAGAAAAAUAAAAGAACACCAGAAAAGAAAGACAAGCCAAAGAGUAAAAUAGACAAGACCAAACAGGAAUCUUCUAGAGAAGACCAACCAUCAGGCAGUGGUUUGCAGUCUAAAAGUCCAAAGGAAACAAAAACACCAGAACAGAAAGAUGAUGGAGAGUUCGACAAUGAUAGUGUUCCAUCUGAUCCAAGUGUACCACAAUCUGUAGCUACCACAUCAAAUAGUAUUACAUUGAAAUGGAACCGUCCAAAACGAGGUGUCAAGUCUGUAGAUCAUUAUGAAAUAAAAUAUAAGGAAUGUAAGAAGGGGAAAGGAAAGUGGAUAUCUGUUUUGUCAGAGGGAGCAGAAAGAACUGUUAAAGUGAAGGACUUGAAAGCUGAGACGAAAUAUGAAUUUAAAGUUCGUGCUGUGAAUGAAGAUGGGGAAGAGGGACCAUUUUGUCUUCCGAUCAAAUUGUCAACAGUAUCCUCCUUGGCAAGAUCUCUCAUUCCACUGGCUAAAAAGACAGGAAAAGGUCAUCCAGUUGUUUACAAGCUGCCAUUAAUUAAAAAUGUUGACACAGUCAAUGAACAGGCUAAAACAAGAAAAUGUGUAUUUGGAUCAGCUUCAGAAAAUGUGCCUGGUAGAGAGAAGACUAUUAUGGUAAUAGGGGCCACAGGAUCAGGGAAGACGACUCUUGUCGAUGGAAUGAUAAAUUACAUCACUGAUGUAUCAUGGGAGGAUGAGUUCAGAUUCUCUAUGGUAGAUCUUACAGAUGAUGAGAAGAAAAGAAAAGCUAGUGAAGCUGAAUCUCAAACAGAAUGGAUCACAUGUUAUACAAUUAACAAGAUGGAAGGCAGUACCAUAGAUUAUACCCUAAACAUCAUUGACACUCCUGGAUUUGGUGAUACUAGGGGUAUAGUACGUGACAAGAGAAUAGUUGAUCAGAUCAGAGAAUUUUUCACCACACCUGGACGUCAAGGGAUUACAUGUCUAGAUGCAGUGUGUUUUGUUACACAAGCUCCUCUUGGUAAACUAACUCCACCACAGAGGUACAUAUUUGAUCAGAUCUUAUCUGUCUUCGGUCAGGAUAUUAAGUCUAACAUUUUUAUUCUGAUAACGUUUGCAGAUGCCAAUGAACCACCAGUUAGGGCAGCUUUGAAGGCGGCUGAUGUGCCGUAUCAAAAAUCCUAUAAGUUUAAUAAUUCAGCAUUAUAUGCAUCACCUGAAAACCCAGCUGAAGCAGAGAUGGGAAACUUAUUCUGGAAAAUGGGACGAGAAAACUUCAAGAUUUUCUUUGAUGAGUUGAGAACAGUGGAAUCUAAAAGUUUAUUGCUCACAUCAGAAGUGUUACAGCUAAGAAAGAGACUUGAGACUACUAUUCAAGGGUUGCAGCAGCAGAUUGCUGAUGGUAUGAAUAAACUCAAUACUAUAAAACAGGAAAAAGAAAUUCUAAAGAGGCAUAAGGAGGAUAUAAAGGCAAAGAAAGAUUUUACGUAUGAAGUGGACGAGGUUCAUAUGUACCAGAUUGACCUUGACCCUGGAGUUUAUGUCACUAACUGUAUGGCAUGUAACAGAACAUGUCAUUUCCCAUGUGGCAUUCCUGAUGACAAAAACAAACAAAACUGUGCUGCAAUUGACGAUCAAAAGUGUACCAUAUGUCCAAUGCACUGUCACUGGACUAUUCACAAAAAUAAUCCCUUCAGAUUUGACACUUAUACAAUGAAAGUCAUUAAGACUUAUGAUGAACUAAAAAAAAAGUAUGAAGUUGCUCAGAAAGAAGCACAAAAACAUAAAUGUGUUCUUGGGAAGGUGAAAACAGCUUUUACAACUCUUGGCCAAGAUGUAAUGAAAAUGGUCCAUGAGGUCAGGUGCUACAUUAAUAAGUUAAAUGACAUUGCUCUAAGACCAAACCCACUCAGUGACAAAGAUUAUAUUGAUCUUCUGAUUGAAAGUGAGAAAAGUGAGAAGAAAUAUGGAUGGGAUAAAAGAAUAAAUUUGUACUACAAACUGAGAGAAGAAGCAGAGUUAUUGGAGCAGAUGAACCAACAGAACUACCAACCAUGGACAUACAUAGACAGUGAUGAGAGUGAAGAGGAUGAUGAAAAGACAGAUGAUUCACAAGACAAUACUGAUGAUGAAGAGAAGACAGAUGAUUCACAAGACAAUGCUGAUGGUUCUACAGCUGAUGAUGAAGAUUACAAACCAAAGGACUUGCCUCUCUAUCAAGAACCAGAUAUGGAUAUGGAAUAAGUUGUUAAAACUGCCCAUGUUUUAUCUUCAAUGUAUAAUGAGAAACUAUUUAAAGGCAGCUGCAUUAAUCAUUUUAUGAACUGCUUUAGUUACAACAAGCUGUAAUUGUCUAUUAGAAGAUUAUUGGUCAUUCAUUUUGAUCUAUCAUAUAAUCAAGAGUAUAUCUUUUAUUAAAAGAUACCUAUGAGUAUUAUUAACUAUUAUCAUUUUAUCAUUAGUUUUUACUAGUGUAUUAUUUUUGAAAUUAUAGGUUAGUGCACUACCUAUUUUUUUGUCAGUCAAGAUAUUAAGACAGAGGUACACAAACCAAUGAUUGAUUAGAUACCAGUUAAAUUGAAUGUCUCUAUAAAAAAUUAUAAAAAUUGACAACCGUUUAAUUUUGGUGGUUGGGGGAUUAGAAUUUAUGCAAAUUUUUAUGUGGGAAUCUGCACUUUUAAAUUUUAUGAAGUCAAAAAAAUCUAAAUUGCAAAAACCUUGUGUACUGCAUGAGAUGAAAAUCGUUAUCUCAAUUUUUUGCCCUCUGACCUUGUUUUUUGUAUAUAAAUAUUUACUAUAAUAAGUAACCUAUGCAUACAGAUGAAAGAUAAUAGGGAAUUUUUGUUAUGUCCUAAGAUUUCAAAGUUAAUUAAAGUUGUAAGCAGACAUUCAUGUUAAAAAUAUCUGAAAAACAAUAGUUUAUUAUGACCUAUAUUAUAUAAAAAUCAUAUGUUAAGUAUCUCUUAAAUUAAAAACAGUAAUGUUUGUUUCAUACAAAAAUCUACAUCACUAGUUGAUAAUGCAGGAUUGUAAUGUUUGUUUCAUACAGAAAUCUACAUCACUAGUUGAUAAUGCAGAAUUGUAAUGUUUUGAUUGUUUCUUGACAUAUGAUUUUUGUAGAUCAAAAACCAUUUGUUUUUAAGAAUCUGAAGUCAAAGAAAAGACAGAUUAGUAAUUAUUAUUAGUUGUUUUGUACUAUUUUGCUGAUUUUGUAGUUUUUAAUUCAGUUUAAAGUUAAUUUUGAUAGGACAUAUUGAUGGAGUACCAUAAAUAUUGGGGUUUUCAUUUUUAUUUUUAUUCAUUUAAUUUUCUAUGAGCACAGAGCAUGAAUAACGAUAAUUAUAGUGUAAAUAUAUGAUUCAAAAUGAAUAGUGCAGUUUCAAACUUUGUUUGUUUUAAUAAAUAUUUUGAUUGUU
Mytilus californianus (California mussel) is the source of this 4837-nucleotide messenger RNA. RefSeq lists its product as uncharacterized. The transcript is spliced from 16 exons. Bases 282 to 3665 code for a protein of 1127 amino acids. Gene Ontology annotation, molecular function: GTP binding; protein binding. NCBI's taxonomy places the organism in Eukaryota, Metazoa, Mollusca, Bivalvia, Mytilida, Mytilidae. The record is from RefSeq and is a predicted model, not a curated record.